Molecule: messenger RNA, 267 nt
Organism: Rotaria sp. Silwood1
Lineage: Eukaryota; Metazoa; Rotifera; Eurotatoria; Philodinida; Philodinidae
Source: the annotation of a GenBank genome assembly
AUGGAUGAUUUCUCAAAUCGAUUAACUAAUGUAGAAAACGCUUUACAAGGUGUAAAAACUAAUCUAAAAGGUGUAAAAACUGGUUUCCAAGGUGUAAAAACUGAUUUAGAAGAUGUAAAAACUAAUUUACAAGGUCUUAAAGAUAAUGUAACAAAUUUAACAACUAAUGUUGAAGGUUUAACAAGUGCUAUGAAGGAUAUGGAAUCCUUGUUGAACACAGUAUAUGAUUUAUUAACAAACAACUCAGUGACGCAAGUCAAUGAAUGA